Arachis ipaensis is the source of this 1268-nucleotide messenger RNA. RefSeq names its product polyol transporter, putative (DUF1195). The record is from RefSeq and is a predicted model, not a curated record. Lineage: Eukaryota; Viridiplantae; Streptophyta; Magnoliopsida; Fabales; Fabaceae.
GCAGAGUAUCUGAGUGAGUAUUAGUAACACACCAAAACGCGGUCACACUCACUCUCACGUUUAUUCAUAUCAGAUCGGGCUCAAUAUUUUCUCCCUUUUCGCAAAUCUGAGUCCGAAAGUGGUGACGCCACUGCACCACCGCCAACUCAAACAGGGAAAUAUUUCCAAUUUUACAUAACCAAAAAAAAAAAGAAAGAAAAUUAUCACCUCAAAAUUGAAAUUCGAUUCGUUUAAUCAACUUAGCUUCGUGGUUGUUGUCUUGUUCAAUUAAUCGAGAGAGAGAGAGAGAGAGAAGAAAUGAAGGAUGAAGACGCGCUUCCAACGACGACAGCGAGCACGAAGAAGGAAAGUUCGGACUCAGUUAUGUUGGGGAAAGGAAGGUACAAGUUCUGGGCACUUGCGGCCAUAUUGCUUCUGGCGUUCUGGUCCAUGUUCACCGGCACCGUUUCCCUACGGUGGUCCGGCACACUCAACUCCCUCUCCAACGACCUCGACAUCCCAAUCCACGACGACCUCGACGUCCUUGAGAUGGAGGAGAGGGAGAAGGUGGUGAGGCACAUGUGGGACGUGUACACCAACAGCCGCAGGAUCAGGCUGCCGCGGUUUUGGCAGGAGGCAUUUGAGGCUGCCUAUGAAGAGCUCACCAGUGACGAUGCUGCCGUCAGAGACGCCGCCAUCACUGAGAUCGCCAAGAUGUCCGUCCGCUCCAUCGAUUUUGAUCCCCCUCCCAUCCAAUCCGCGAGAGCAAGGGAAUUUAGCAAGAACCUCGAUCAAGUUGAGAAAGGAAAAGAAGCAACUAGGCGUGCUUAAGGGUUAGAAUGUGGAUUAUUCAAGGGAUUUACUUUGCACUGGAACAUGCUCAUCUGCUACCAUAAGUUUAUGAAGACAGGUAGUGAUGGGCGAGGCACAUUAUAAUUAUGUAUUUUAAUAGGUUGUGGUUCUUUCAAAUUUUGCAGUCACGAAUUCACAGACUUCACAAAGAAAAUAGUAAAGUGAAACACGGCGAAUACAACUGAUUAUAUUGCUUUCAGUGUUCUUAUUUCGUAGCAACCAAGUUCUAUACAUCGUUGUGUUAAGAAAUUUCUUUUGAUCAAGGCCAGCAUACUUAUCUGUAAUCAAGUGAUCCAUUAAGAAGUCUUUUUUAUUUGUUCAGAGGACAUUGCUAUUCUGAAUUAUUGUUACGGGUAGUUUUGCUGUGUUGGAGGAGGGGUAAGAGUGGAACAUAGUAUAUUCUGAAUUCAAAUAUGACAAGUAGAGGAUUAAUACAU